GAAUUAGAAGCAUAAGAAAGGCAAGGUGAUCGAGGUGAUCGAGGUGAGGAAGUAAUUAAUUAAUGGCGGCAUCCGUUAUGGCUUCGGUUAGCCUGAAACCAUCUCCCUUCUGUGUCGAGAAGUCAGCAGGGAGAGGCCUUCCCUCUCUUGCAAGGACUUCUUCUUCUUCUUUCAGAGUUCAGGCCAGCGGUGGCAAGAAGAUCAAGACUAGUACGCCUUAUGGAACUGGCGGUGGCAUGAACUUGAGGGAUGGCCUUGACGCAUCCGGUAGGAAGCCAAAGGGAAAGGGUGUAUACCAAUUUGUAGACAAAUAUGGCGCAAAUGUGGAUGGGUACAGUCCUAUCUACGAUACCAACGAUUGGUCCCCAAGUGGUGAUGUGUAUGUUGGGGGUACAACCGGGUUGGCCAUAUGGGCUGUUACCUUAGCCGGCAUUCUUGCAGGGGGUGCGCUUCUUGUGUACAACACAAGUGCUUUGGCUCAGUAGAAUCCAUCAUCAUCAUCAUCAUCAUGUCUUUUAAAUACUUAGAUUCCAAUCUUAAUUAUAUAUUCCUAUUUCCUAAUUAAUGCUUUGGCAUGGAUUGGAACCCCGCAUUAUAUUUUGAUGCCUGUACUAAUUAAAUACUCUAAAUGUGAAUUAUUCAUCAACUA
Messenger RNA from Alnus glutinosa, 649 nucleotides. RefSeq names its product photosystem II 10 kDa polypeptide, chloroplastic. The coding region runs from base 63 to 485 and encodes 140 amino acids. Gene Ontology annotation, cellular component: thylakoid membrane; photosystem II; photosystem II oxygen evolving complex. Gene Ontology annotation, biological process: photosynthesis. The record is from RefSeq and is a predicted model, not a curated record. Lineage: Eukaryota; Viridiplantae; Streptophyta; Magnoliopsida; Fagales; Betulaceae. The transcript is spliced from 4 exons.